GAACGAUGUAAGCUGCCUUGAGCCCUUUGCACGAAAAAGGCACGAUAUAAACAAACAAACAAACAGACAGACAUGCUCAGAAUGGCUUGCAAUUGCAGUGGGGAGCGGGACAAGCCAGUGCCUGCUGCCUCGAAGGACUGCUUGGGUUCGCUGCAGUGGCUGGUACUAGUGCUUGUCUGGGAGCUGCCUGGCAAGAACAGAAAGGGGGUUUUGCCACACUUGCCAAGGGGUCCCUAGUGAAUUCCCCAUGGACACAAUAGGGAUGGUCAGCCAACAGUGGGUACAACAAUGCCUACAUGUGUUCUUCGGGUGGCUUGUUGCCUGUGAAAGAGUCGGCCUGGGGAAAUAGGAACCCACGGUGGGUAGCAACCCCUGAAGGGUUCUUCUGCCAGACAGUUCCAGUUAUUGUCUUUCAUUUGUAACCUUCCCAUAUUUCCUUGUCACUUCUUCUGUCUUUUCUUUCCCCACAACAAGAUGUGAUCAGGAGGGAAGAGACAAGGCCUUUCAGUUACUAGUGCUAGGAAUCCUCCACCUGGAACAUCCUGAGUGGCCAAUUUGUGCAAAGGAAAGGAAGCUCUUGUGUCUUAAAACAGUUGUGUAGCCCAAGGAAUUUUGGAAGGUUUGGCUUGCCAGGGAGUGGGAAAAAGAGCUACUCCUCCAGAAAUGCCCUCUGAGAUCUCCAUUGAGCAUGAUCACCUUAAAUUCAAGCACCUACAUGUGAAUGUCAUUUGAUCAGCUGAAUUACAUUUUAAUGCAUUUCAAACAUAUCUUUGUGUAUGCAGUCUGUGUGGACAGAGUAGGGAAAGGGAUGUGCUGGAAGUGGUGUUGAAGCAUAUAGCCUAGAGUUGAUUAGAAAUUUAACAGGAUUAUUCUCUCUUGUUCCCAAUACAACAAAAUGCCAGCCACAGAUGCCAGUUCAGAUGACCAACAUAGGCUAAACAUGCCAUGGUGCUUUGCUUAAACCUUAGUGUAUGCAGGUGUGAUUUGAGUAAUCACCCACCCUGCCAUGGCUUAUUAUAUUUGCAUCCAAGAAGCAUGGAAAUAUGGGAAACUAGCCCAUGAGUUGCUGUUGGGUUGAGGAUUAUUUCUCCCUCAAAUAUAGCAUGCCACCAGUGUUCAGGUGACAUGCAGCCAGCUGAAUGAUUAUGUAGAUCAUGCUCAGCACAUAGAAACAUAGAAAACAUAGAAACAGUGAGUCAGAAGGGUCCUCCUGGGCCAUCUAGUCUGACCUCCGGCACUAGCUGGCUCCGCUCACGACAUGCUGGGGCUUAGGCAACUAGGGCUUGUUUAGCCUAUGAUGAUCAUCUGAACUGGGUCCUAGUCUUUUAAGAAUUGAGCCUUCACCAAAUGCAAGCAAAAGCCAGUCAGCAGUAGCACAAAGGACACUUGCAGGCACAAUUAUGACUGAGGUAGGUUAGGCUAGAACAGCUUUCCCCUGUGUGUGCUUUCCAGAUGUUUUAGACUACAACUCCCAGCAUUUCACACUGUUGCAGCUGGUGGGAGUUACAAUCCGAACCAUCUGGAGGACACCAGGUAGAGAAGGCUGGCCUAAAAUGUCAGGGUAGGGAUAGUAACAAGGAAAAGGGCAGAACUCUAGUAUGGACGGAAUUUAUAUUAGAAAUACUUUGUGGGAGGAACAGAGAGUAGUGCCAAUCUGAUUAAAUGGCAAUACUGGCCUAGAUGUGCCAAUGCACAGAUUCAUACAUAUGGAAUUAGAAAAGCUGAAUUCAUACUUUGACUGUGUAAGAGGAUGCUAAAUAUAUAUGUGUGGUCAAAUAAGCCAGCGUCAGGAUCUAGCCAAGGUAGUUAUUUGGGUCCCCAGGGAAACUAACUAUUCUUAAGACAAGCUGAUGCAGUUUUAUAUUCUUACAAGGACUUAGGAUGAAUUUCUUCUGCUUGCACCCUGCAACAGUGAAUUCUUCUCGCAAACGGCAGUAUAGAACUAAUGUAAUACUUAGGCUGCUGCUUGCUUGGACGAUCAAUAAUUGCUCAAUAAAUCAUUCUUUUAGGUAGGGAGAAUAUCCAUGCAUAUGAUGCAAAGGACAGUUCCAACAGAGCUAGGCGGAAAAAAGUCAAGGAAUGGUUAACAUUUACAUUAGACAGAAGAAUACAUUUUCCAUUGCUUAAUAGUGGCAUUAGAGGAAACUUGCUUAAUCAACCAGCAGAACAGACUUAACUCUAAAUGGAGGGGAAAUGGCUGUAAUUUCCUUUAGGCACAUCUAAAGGACACAGAGAAAUGGCUCCCAAGCUGUACUGGAGCCUGGCUAAUUUCUACAGAGAGGGUGUUUAUAUGACAGAAAGUAAGAGCGAAAGAGAGAGCUGGUUCAGAUGUAUGAUGAGCCAUGGUUAAUUACAGUUUGUUUGAAGCAAGCUAAAUUCAAAUGAUGGGUUUUGAUACUGUCUUGUUUCAACAAACUAUAGUUCUGAGUUUGGAUGUAAUACUAAACUGCAAUUAAUAAGAAAUGGAAGUAAAAGUGUCUGAUCUCCUCUUAGCUAUGCCAGAGGAAAAGGGGUGAAUGUCCUUGAGGCUUGUUCCCGUUGUGAUAAACCAUGAUUUUCUGUGACAUCUAAACUGGUCUGGACUGUGACUACUCUGCAGGGAGGAAAAGAGUCACUCCCACUCUGUAGGGAGUGACUUCAGGCACUCUGUUGGUACUCCUUUUUUGGAGGACCUGAGACGCGAGUUCCAAGGAUGGGCUCUACAAACACAGGAUCGAAUAAAGCCCAAGAAUACAGUCUUCUUAGAGACAUUCCAACAUAUCCUGUGUCCCACUGGGGCAUGAAAAAGGGGAGAGGAUGUCUUGUCCAGUUAUGGGUCUUUUAAAUAGUUCAAGCUGGAGAAUAUGUUUCCACUUCCACUUUUGCUGCUUUGCAUAAGUAUGCAGUCUUGUGCAUAUUUUCAGAAUAACCAGCUGGACUUCCUGCCAACUUCCAUAGUUAUUUGUAAGCAGUAAAGCAGUAAAGAAAUGUAGUCUGGUGGAAGAUGGAAAAGAAGUGCCCCCCUCCUGUUAACUUCUUUCUUUGCCAGGCUCCAUUUCCGUUUGCUUUAUUUCCCCGCCAUCCAGGAAUGUGCCUAUGCCGAGGCUGCAUCUGUAUCAACCUUUUCCAAUGUAGUAACAUCCAGCUAAAACUUCUAUCAGUUAAUAGUCGGAGAUUAUGGGAACUGCACCCUGAAACAUCUGAAGGGCAUUGUUCUGGGCUUUUUCAAAAUGAGCUGGUCUGGAUGAGACACCUGAGGCUGUACUGAACAGUGUGUGACAUGCAUCCAUUUGUACAGGGAUAAAUUGUACAAACAACACCUUCUGGUCAGGCCUUAUUAUCAUAGCUAUUGGCUGUGGAGCAAGCCAACCACACAUGCAGUUUGUGGGGAGCUACAUGAGCUGAACGGGCAUGUCUGAGUGCUUUCAAAUGCAGACACACUGCUUUCAGUUCUGCCCAUGGUCAGUGCCAUCUUCCUCAGCCUAGUCCUCCAGAUGGCUAGACUAAAACUUGCAAGUUCCCUGACCACAGAUGGGAAUUGAGGGCCAAAACAUCUGAAGACACAGGGUUAGGGAAGGUCAAUGUCCAGUGAUGUUAGGAAGAGAGGUCAGUACCUUGUUCAAUAGGGACAUCUAGGGCUGGACACUGGGGCCACAGACCGGUGCCCAAUGAAAGCAGCAGGUCUCAGGGCAGCAGAAGCAAGCUCUUAUUUCAUUCCUGUAGUAACCAUGGCUUAAAUAAUUUGAGUUUAAAAUGCAAACGUGCACAUGCUUGGAAUACUUUUUAAAAAUCAAAAUCAGUGAACUGUGUUGUCUUAACAUAUCAGGAAUGUAGAAGCAGUUGCAAAGCAUGAAAUGGCUGGGUGGAGGGAGAAGAGAAAUGUUCACCAUAUGAUACAUAUGGCUGUCUAAAUAGCCCCAAAAGGACCAUAAAGUCUGAGGUCUAAAAUUACCUAGCAGCAUCACUGAUCAUGUCCAACUGUCUUUGACAUCCACAAUCCAAUUAAUCAAUUUGCAGGAGCAGAGUUGAAACAGAGAUGGCUAUGCACAGCAUAUAAAACAAGCACGAGUCCAACCCCCACCUUAGAAGGGCUGAAACCUUUGUGAGCUGAAAACAUGAAUCUGAGCAUUCCAGUAAUUUAAUCUGAGAACUGGUAAUUUGGCCCCAGACUUGCUACUGCAGACUAAUCGAAUGACUGAAAUACAGCCUGAUAAAACAACCACCAGAACAAAGCUGAUUUUUAAUGUGCCUCCUUUUGCGCUGAAAGCUCCCCCCUCCCCCUGGUGAUGAAUGGGAGCAUGCAAAGGGAAUUUGUAGAAAAACUACAGCUAUCCAAUUUGAACAGAAAGACUCUGCAGAAUACAGCCACUGCAAGAAUAGCAUCUUCCUACUUGCUAAGAAAAAAAAAGGGGGGGUGGGGUUAGGAUGCAGCAGCAUUUCAGAAACGUAGCACACUAUUAUGGGAUCCAACACGUACAAGCCAUGAUUGCAGCAAUCAGCAUCUGCCUACAGUGUCUCACACUGCAAAAAGCAAUCAGGAAAUACUUCAUCUCUGAAAGGCCUUGUAUAGACCAAGUCAUGGAAGAAAAUGGAGAGAAAGAGAAGGAAUCACAGAUGUUAUAAUCAGAUAGUAGGUUUUAUAUUUUAAUGUAAGAAACAACCUAGAACAUAAAAUAAACUAACCAGAAUGUUUACGGUCUAAAGAAAAGCUUAAACUAUGGGGAAAAUGAGAAAAUGGUGGGGACAACAGUCACAGCCUCCAUGGCAUUCUGACCCUGCUUUCUCCUUUACCUGAUCUAUGGAGUUUGCAAGUAGAAUAGGAACGUGCCCUUUAAAGAACAUCAUGGGUGGGUGGCUUGGGAGGGAGAACUCCUGCAGCCCGGUUCAGAAAUCAUGGCUUCUUUAUAUAUCUCUCACAUUUUCUCUACUUACAAGGAGCUCGAGGUGGAGUACCUGCUCCCCCUCUGGUCUGCUUUACCCUCACAAACUCAGGUGGAUUGGGUCAGGUUGAGAGUCAGCGACUGACCCCAAAGCACCCAGCAAGUUUCAUGGCUAAGUGGAGACUAGAACUUAGUCUUGGACCUCCGGAAUCAUAGGUCGACACGCUAACGGUUACGCACUAGCCAUUAUACCACAUUGACUUUCUGCUAGGGAAUAGGUCAUCAUCAGUGCCCUUCCUCUCCUCUUUUGCAUGCCAAGGAAAUAGUAACGAUAUAGAAAGGAGGGUAGGGGCAGAUCUGAAAUAAAAGCUCAAUCCUAGUUUGUUCUCUUGCUUAAAUUAAUCUAUCAUUUAACUACAUCCUACAGAUUAAGUACACUGUAGUUCAGAUGUCAUCUAGUUCACAGGGAACCACCAUUAGCUUAAAAGCAAAAGUAGAUGCUUUCAUUGUCUGCCUCUGAUCUGCAAAAGACUGGAGGGGAAACAUGUGAGCCUGAAAGCUUCUGCAGGCUUUUUCACAUAGCACAAAAUUGUUUCCCAUUAUAUCAUAUCUGAGUCUACCUAGCACUAUUUCAAACAGGUUACUUAACUCAGGAAAUGUCUCCAAAUGAUUCUUCCCUUCCUAUUAUCUCAAUUCAGCAUUUUACCACUAAUAUGGAAACCAUCAAGAAAAGGACCUAUAAUGUGCAUAAGGAAAUUCAGCAUUGUGAAUCAUACUUCUGCUUGCACAGCAUACAUUUCCCUACCUCAAAAUCUGUUCAAGAGAGUCUCCCAACUACCAGGGCAGAUUUGGAAGCCAGAGGUGGAACUGAGAAUCACCCCCUUCUCAUUCUGCUGAUGGUAGUUGCUCCAUCAGAAGAACAUUUAAUACUUUGUCACCAGAAUGUGGCAAGUCAAACUCUUACACUUAUUUUUAUUCUAGAAAAAGCUUAAAUUUCCUACAAUUCAGAUUCUUUUGAGAACAGGACCUUUCAAAAAAUAACUGGCAAACCUAAAUCUGUUUUUCUUGCUUUCCCCAGUCACAAUUUUCAAAAUGCCUCUAAAUUCUGGGCAAACAAUUCUUUAUUCUGGCAGGCCUUGGAAACUUUCACACUCAGUUUUUUCAGUUGAUGUUGGUCAGGGUCAAAAGCACAGAAGUCAUUCCAUCUGAAUGCUUGACCUAUCCAGUUUUCCAUAUGUAAGUUGCCCCAGGACAUAACCCUUUUGAUUCUUUAAAAAAUGGUGAUGUACAUGUCAGAAGAUGUAGCACAUUAUUUAUUACAUUUAUUUACCACCCCAUAGCCCAGAGGGCCAUUCUAAUGAAUGAAGCAAAGAGGAUGGAAAACAAAUGUGAAUGAAAAGGAAGACCCCUAAAAGAAAGAUCUUGCAUACUACAUGCAGCUACAAAGAAGCCUGAGAAAUGUUCAAAUGUUCAUGAUGUGCAACAGCAGCUUACAUUCCAUCCUUCCGUAUUUUCAUGCAGCAUGUUUAGUGGAUGGUCCUUAAUGAUGUGCUGGCCCCUCAGAUGUUCCUGCCACACUUCAUGGCAAGCAGGCGCAGUGUGACAAGCACCAGCACAGGAUGUGCCAUCACACAUGAAGUGGGCCUGCAUCUUCAGGAAAUCUCCCAGCUAGUGUCAUUACUUACACUUCUGAGAUAUAUCAGCUGAAUCCAAAGUAAACUGGAUCCUGCUUUCUCCAGCUGUCUGUCUUCUGGUUUUUCUUUAAUACACUCCAUUGAAAAUGCAAGGAGCUGGUCACAUAGGUCCUAUAAUAUUGUCCCAACACACACUUUUUUUGUACAAGCCAGUACUAUCCACACUUACUCAGUAGUCCCAUUUAUUGUUAUGAGCAUUACAUUACAUGCAAACCCUGCCUUUCUUCCUCUUGCUAAUAACCCAGGAGAACCCUCCAUUGAUGUGUUUUACCAUCACAACGGCCCUAUGUGGUAGAUUAGGCUAAGUCUGUGAUUGGUCCAAAGGCAUUCCUGACUGAGUGGGGACAAGAACGCACAUGUUCCAAGUCCCAGUCCAAUACUCUGACAACUAUGUGACACUGGCUUUCUUUGUCCAGAUUCAGGAGCUGCAGGCCAAACCCUUGCAUAUUUAUUCAGAAGCUCAACAAGGUUAACCCCAAGAAAAUGUGUUCACAUACCUAUUUUUCUUGACUUUGAACCAUAAUCCAGUCCAGAACAAGGAAUUCAGCAAUAUUAUUAUUGUUAUUAUGCUGGCACUAUGAGCAGAAAUAGCAGACCAAUCACAAGCUCAUCAUCCUGCUGUAGUGGUACCUGACAACUGCACAGAAAAAUGGCUGCUAGCAAAGCGAAAAACCAGAGUUCUCUGGCCCUCCACAAAGUAAUCAUGGUUGGUAGUGGAGGUGUGGGCAAAUCAGCACUUACACUUCAAUUUAUGUAUGAUGAGUUCGUGGAAGAUUAUGAACCUACCAAGGCUGACAGUUACAGAAAGAAAGUAGUUCUAGACGGAGAGGAAGUCCAGAUAGAUAUUCUGGAUACAGCAGGACAAGAAGAUUAUGCAGCUAUUCGAGACAACUACUUCCGUAGUGGAGAGGGUUUUCUCCUGGUCUUUUCCAUAACUGAGCACGAAUCAUUUACAGCAACAGCAGAGUUUAGGGAGCAGAUCCUGCGUGUAAAAGCAGAAGAGGACAAAAUACCCUUGCUUGUUGUGGGCAAUAAAUCUGAUCUGGAAGAUCGCCGGCAAGUGCCUGUGGAAGCCGCUAGAAGUAAAGCAGAGGAAUGGGGUGUACAGUAUGUAGAGACAUCAGCCAAAACCAGAGCAAAUGUAGACAAGGUAUUCUUUGAUCUAAUGAGAGAGAUUAGAGCCAAGAAAAUGUCAGAAAACAAAGACAAGAAUGGCAAGAAAAGCAGCAAGAACAAGAAGAGUCUUAAAGAAAGAUGUUGCCUAUUGUGAUAUUUAGGAACUUCUACAUGUAGGCUGCAGAAUUAACAAGACAUUUACUACUAAGGGUAAAGAACUGGAUUAAUGUGAAGUGAUCUGGAUCCAGUAGGUUUUUCUACUCACAUAAUAGCCUUUUUGAAAGGUCAAACUUGUUUUGAGAAUUGAAGCCCAGCAAAUUGAUGAAUACUGAAAUGAAUGGUUCUUAGAAGCAAUGCUAAAAAAAUUGCCAGCACAUUUUUUCAUUGGUCAUGAGUUAUUUGCCCGACAGGAUGGUCACUCUGAAGUUACCUCCUGAUGCUGCUCCCUGUGUUGGUAUUCCUUCUGCAGAUUAUUCUUCUCCUUCAAUUUUUUAAAGUGGCUUGUUCUCACUGAAGUUCAACCAAAGUUACCUGCCUUUCCUACUUGGCUUCUGUUUUGUUGCUUCUAAUGAAGGCAAAUGCCAUUCUUAAAAAGGGGAAAUUAAAUACACACAGAGAUCAUCUUUAUCUCUGAAAUUUUCACAAACUGUUAUGUAGGUUUUGAUGCUGUCAACUCUACUAUUUUGCCAACACUUUUGAUGGAUGCUAGAAGGACAAAUUCAAAAGCAAAGGCUCAGCACGAAGUUGGAGUCUGAAUCAUUGCUACAGUAUUCCUAAAUUGAGCCUUUAAUCUUUGAACAUUAGAGGCUAUAUCCUGACAAGUUAUUUUUCCAACAUUUCUCUCUUAAUUUCAGCAUUUAUCAGGGGUAAAUUUAUAAGCUGUCUUAAUGUGAAAAAUUUCCUAAGUUUACCCCACUGAAUAAUUCUAAAUCCUCUCUGCCAAAUACUAGACUUGUUUUUAUUCCCAAAUGUGGAAAUUCUGUCAUGUUGCAGUGGUUUUGCACCUGCUAAAGCUAUAGAAAUUGCUGCAUUUUUGCUCUUUCAGUGUUUAACAGGAAAGCUUCCUUUCUUAAAUGUGAUGGGCCACACUGUGAAAUUUUGUGAGUUUGAUUCAAUCUCCUUUGAAAAUAGAAGAUUGGUAUUGUGGACAAUCCAGUAGUAACUUUUUCUGCACACCUGCUAUUGAAAUUAAGUCUAAAUCUGAACAUUUAAAAGGUUUGUGCAGAAAACAUUCCUGGUGGAGUGUGCCAUAAAGCAGUAAUUUUCUCUUGAAUUACUCCCCCACUCCUCUGGGUAAUGAACUAUGCUCUCUGCCUUCAUAUUGUCAAGACCUGGAGUUGUAUUCCUGAAUAUGUGCUUCUGUCUUCUUGAACUGUGGAGCUGAGGGCAACUGUGACGUGAGAUUAAAACAAAGGAAGUGUGCAACUUUUUCAUUAUGAUUACCUUUUGCAAAAAAUAUCUGAGUUAAUCAUGUGUAGUUGCCAAAAAAACACCUGACCCUUAUUGCUGUUGCACAGAUUGUACUAAUUCUGCUGCUGAAAAACUGUUGUACAGUUACUCAAUGAACCAUGGAAAAAUGGUCUGUAAAGGCAGCUAAAUAUACUCACUAAAAGUU
Messenger RNA from Varanus komodoensis (Komodo dragon), 9284 nucleotides. RefSeq names its product RAS like proto-oncogene B (gene RALB). The record is from RefSeq and is a predicted model, not a curated record. The coding region runs from base 7203 to 7823 and encodes 206 amino acids. NCBI's taxonomy places the organism in Eukaryota, Metazoa, Chordata, Lepidosauria, Squamata, Varanidae. The transcript is spliced from 5 exons. Gene Ontology annotation, biological process: Ras protein signal transduction. Gene Ontology annotation, cellular component: plasma membrane. Gene Ontology annotation, molecular function: GTP binding; GTPase activity; GDP binding.